This is a messenger RNA of Laccaria bicolor S238N-H82, 509 nucleotides long. RefSeq lists its product as uncharacterized. The transcript has 4 exons. NCBI's taxonomy places the organism in Eukaryota, Fungi, Basidiomycota, Agaricomycetes, Agaricales, Hydnangiaceae. The record is from RefSeq and is a predicted model, not a curated record. The annotation marks the transcript as partial.
AUGCCCUCUCACUCCAAGCCAGUGGUCACCGACAGCGGUAGCACCGUGUCCGUGGGCGUGAACUCACAGACUCUCAUUACUAUCUUCGGUGUAAAUACGGAUUUUUCGUGGAGUCUACAGUUGAGAAGCUCACUAUCCGAUGCGUUAUCCCGUCAGGUUGCUACAUCGGCACGUAAGCAGAAGGUUCAGGCUGCGCUCAAAGAUGGAAAUUCGAAUGUGCAGAGCUCUUCCUCCUUCGAUGGGGUGCAAAAGGAGUCCCUUUACCUUGAAAAUGAUUCUACGAAGAAGACAAUAGUCUGGGGACCUUUCGAUGAGCAAAUGACCAUCGAACUUUCCUUUUUCCAUCAAGACUCGGACACAGACGAUUGGGAGCCGAGCAGCCAUUCUACCAAUGAUCUUCAGACAGCAAUUUCACUGAUCCCGAUUGAUGACGGCGAAAAUGAGGAUGAGAAUUAUCAAAAUACUAUCCUCAAUGUCACUCGUAUGACUAGGCUUUCAGACAACACAGU